Messenger RNA from Poecilia latipinna (sailfin molly), 3027 nucleotides. RefSeq names its product diencephalon/mesencephalon homeobox 2 (gene dmbx2). The transcript is spliced from 4 exons. Gene Ontology annotation, biological process: regulation of transcription by RNA polymerase II. Gene Ontology annotation, molecular function: DNA-binding transcription factor activity, RNA polymerase II-specific; RNA polymerase II transcription regulatory region sequence-specific DNA binding. The record is from RefSeq and is a predicted model, not a curated record. NCBI's taxonomy places the organism in Eukaryota, Metazoa, Chordata, Actinopteri, Cyprinodontiformes, Poeciliidae. The coding region runs from base 1744 to 2682 and encodes 312 amino acids.
AAUUUUUGUCCACUUUUAUUUGCAGAAUAGCUGAAGUUCAGUCAGAGCUCAAGUCUUUCUACAGAUUCUUAUUGUUGUUUAGUUCUGGACUUUGACUGAGCCAUUCUAACACGUAAAUAUGAUUUGAUCUAAACCAGUUAUCCUGCUGGAGGGUUACACUUUGUCCCAAUCUCAGAUUUUUUCCAACCUCCAACACGUUUCCUUCUGUGAUUGUCUUCAAUUUGACUCCAUUCAUUACUUUUAUCAGUGAUUUUUCUUCAGUAAUGGCUCCUCUCUGUUUUUUUCACGUGUUCAGCUAAUGGAUGUCAUGCUGAGAGAUUCCUGCAGAGUUUCUUUGGUUAAUGCUUCAGACGGACAGCCAUGUCCUGGUGGGUUUCUGUUAACCUCUCUUUCCAUUUUUACAGGAUAGUGAAAUAUUUAAAGCUUGAAAUAUUGUUUUACAACUUAACUCGUCUUUAAACGUCUCCAUAGAUUUCUCCCUGACUUUUCUGCUGUGUUCUUUGGUCUUCAUGAUGCUGUUUGCUCAUAAAUACUCUCUAAAACCCCUCUGAGCCCUUCACAGAACAGCUGUAUUCAUACUCGGAUUAAAUUACAAGCAGGUGGACUUUAUUUGGUUAAGAGGCCUGUUUCAUUCAGCUGAUUGCUUUGAAUAUUAAUUAGAGGUAAAAGGGGAAAACAAACACAGAUCAUACUUUUCAGAUUUUUACUUAACAAAAUGAGAGGAAAAUGUGAAAGAAAUUGCUUAAAUUUCUAUCACUAGUACAUUACAUUAACACAACUACUUGGAUUUUAUUCUACGUACUCAUAUUUAAGCUUUAGUAAAUAUUCUGGUAUGAAUUUUGUAAAUAUUCUGAUAAAAUGUUGCAGAAAGUCUUAUGCUAGGGGUUAAAAUGUCGAUAACACACCAUAACUGCAGCUGUAUACACAACUUUAGAAGUACCAUGUUGAAAAAUUUGUUACUUUUAUGCUGCAAAUCAAGUUAUUGUUGGAUGUGAAACUUGUUAUGCUACAAAUAAUUUUGUAUGCAAGCCAAAAAGUUCAAAUUUUCUAUAUAUUCUGAUAAAAUGUAGCAGAAAAUAUGAUGUUUGGGGUUUGGAACUGCAGCUAUCGACAAUUUUAGAAAGAAGUGCUACAUAGAAAAAUUUAAAAAAGCAUUUCACUUUCAGAAUAAUUCAUUCUACAAAUAAAAUAUUCUGACACAUACAACUGAAAUUCCUCCAAAUUAACAUGGAUAUGCACAAAGAAAAACUACAAUUCCUUCGAUUUCUCGUAUAAUCUGGAGUAAUUCCUGCAGGAUUUUGAGGAAUUGCUCUCGCUGGCUCAGAUUAACUUCUCAUUGUGACAGUUCAUCGGGAAAAUAUGGUGGCUGUUAGCAAAACAAACCCCCCAUCAGGGAGGAGCAGCGGCUGGGGGGGCUGUCGGCAGCAGCGCUAUGGGAGAAUGGAGAGGACAAUCAAAGGCUGUUAUUUUAAUCUGUCCUGCCUCGGAGAUUAGCCCUCCACAUUGUCUCAAUUGUUUUAACUGGGGAGGGAAUGAAACGCUCCCUUAUUGGGCGAUCCUUGGCAUAAAUCUCUCAAGUUCAAUAGUUUCAAAAAACUUGAGCUCCCAGCUCCCCCCCUCUCUUCCCUCAUCCCACCUAAUCCCAGCUAAUACCUUCCUUUCCAUUGGCUAAUGGCUGAAGGGAGCCUGGGUGAAGGCGUCUUAAAUAGUCCGGGGUGAGAAUGGUUUCAGGGAAGGAGAUUCAUGAAGCUGCAGGAAAAGAAGCUGCUGCUGCUGCUGCCUGAGGAUUUAUUUGGGCCUGAAUUGGACUGGAGGCUGACUUCUGACUGGAGAAACUCCACUGAUCUGGACCUCAGAGUCGCGAUGAACUCCUUAAGUUUCUACGGAACCACGGGCAGUGGCGUGUAUCCCGUCCACGGUGUGAACUCGGUGCUGUUCGACCUCCGCCACCAGGUGGCGCAGCGGUACCAGGCUUACCCCGCUGCUGCAGCUCCUGCGGCGCACACCUUCUCUGUGGCGGAGAGGCUCGCAGAGCUGAUCCUGGAGGCUCGCUAUGGCAACCAGCAGAAGCAGCGACGCAGCCGCACCGCAUUCACAGUGCCGCAGCUGCAGGCUCUGGAGGAGGCCUUCCAGCAGACGCAGUACCCGGAUGUCAGCAUGAGGGAGAGGCUGGCCAUGUGCAUCAACCUGCCUGAGGCGCGCAUUCAGGUGUGGUUCAAAAACAGGAGGGCAAAGUACCGUAAAGGCCAGAGAAGCUCCUCUCUUCCACGGGAUUCCUGUCUGGACGAAACUCUGCGGAGCAGCAAAAAGUCACCGGAUGAAGUGAAGACAGAAGACAAACAGGACGUCAUCACAUCACACGCUGAAAGCCAAGCUUCUUCGCGUUUCUGUCCUCCGUUCACUCCCACCGUGGAUAAAACCCAGGAUGCUAACUCUGAUGUGUCGCCGUUUGCUCCUUCACUGCCGUCCGCGCCACUUCUCUCCUUCUCGGCUGCAGAUCGUUUCUGUCGCCCGCCUCAGCAGCCGCUUCUGUCCGCUGAGUUUCCACUUCCUCCGCUGUUCUGGCCGCUCAUACAUCAGCACUUCUCCACCUCAGGGAAUCCUUCAUCUGCUACCAAAAAUGGCAGCCCCGCUCUUCAGACUACUUGCUCCACUAAAGUGUUGGGCCACCGCAACCUGUAGCAUUCAAACCCUCUGAACUCAUCUUGAAUUUGAUCCAUUUCACCUUGAAAUUACCAUCCAGUCUUCACUCAGAUUGGUUGAAGAACAUCUGUGAACAUAAUCUUUUAUGUUCUCAUUUGGAUUUAAGUCUGGACUUUGACUAGGCCAUUGCAACAAAUGCAUAUACUUUGACUUAAAUGAUUCCUUUGUUACUCUGGCUGUAUGUUUAGCCCAGAUGUCUGCAACCUGAGCCUCCAGAGACGCAAGUAGCUAUUUGGCUCUUUGCUAACUGAGGAGUUUAAAUAUAAGUACAAAUGCAGGUUUUAGCAUAUUUUUAUGAAAUUAUUUUACUGAAUUUCCACAACA